Dimorphilus gyrociliatus is the source of this 10412-nucleotide messenger RNA. Lineage: Eukaryota; Metazoa; Annelida; Polychaeta; Dinophilidae. The record is from the annotation of a GenBank genome assembly.
AUAAUAGGUGUUGAAGAGUUAACAUUUUUUUUCUCUGCGGAGCACCGGAAACAGCGUCAUAUUUUUCGACGCUCCUGCCUGGAAGUGAAUAUAUACUUUUUUGACGUGGACAGCCGUUAAUACGACCUGAACAUCAUCUUAGACUCCAUGUUUUGACCCUGACAUGUCCAGUGAGGAGGAUAAAAAUGAAAAAACCGUUGACUCGGUUGAAGAAGUAAUGAAAAUGCCGGGCAAUGAUGAGUUGAAGUUCGGUGUACUUAUCGGUCUCGUCAAAGUGCAGCAGGCAUCUAAUAAGGAUGUAGUAGAUGCAGUUCUUAAUUUGCUUGUCGGAGGUACAUUCGAACUAGAAAGUAAUUUUAUCAUUAGAGAUGCAGAAAAUAUAUUGCACAUGGUUGAAUUGCUGGAAUCUUGUUCUCAGACUUUACAGGCUGAGAUUUGGAGUCACUUCACGGCAAUUGUAAGAAAAUCCCAACGUAAUGUCCAAGCCUGCACUGAAGUCAAUCUAGUCAGUGAGGUGUUAGAUAAAUUGAGGACGGCUGGUGAUGUUAUAGCUCAGUUACUAUUGGAAAUACUAUCAGUUUUGACUUGUUACUCUAUAAGCGUACCACAGCUUCGUCAAGUAUUCUCAUUACUACAGGUGAACACAAAGACAAAAACAUGGCCACGGUAUUCGGUACAAUUAUUACAAGUUUUGCGGCAAAUGCCCAAGAGACACGGUCCAGACGAAUUUUUCAGCUUUACUGGAAAUUCAAAAGCGGGUAUUGCAUUACCACCAUUAGCUAAAUGGCCUUAUCAAAACGGCUGGACAUUUCAUUGUUGGAUAAGGCUCGACCCUGUAACGGGGAUGACGAUUGAACGAGAACGUCCAUAUCUUUAUACAUUCCGAACAAGCAAAGGCAUAGGAUAUUCUGCCAAUUUUCUUGGCUCUGCUCUUGUUAUAACAUCUAUGAAAAUAAAAGGUAAAGGGUUUCAACAUUGUCUCAAAUACGAUUUUGUACCCCGAAAGUGGUUUAUGGUCUCAAUUGUUCACAUUUACAAUCGCUGGAGCCGUAGCGAAGUAAGAGCGUAUGUUAAUGGAAAAUUUGUAUCUUCAACGGAAAUGUCUUGGUUUGUCAACACCAAUGAUGCUUUUGACAAGUGUUACAUAGGUGGUACACCAGAAUUGACAGAAGAUACUAUGUUUUGCGGGCAAAUGAGUUCCGUUUAUCUUUUCAACGAAGCCCUAACGGCACAACAAAUUAGCUCUAUUUACAUUCUUGGACCCGGUUAUAAGAGUCAAUUUCGUCUAGAAACUGAGAGUGGCUUGUUGUUAGAUGAGUCUACAAAAAAAAUAUUAUAUGAUGGCAGAUUGUCAAAUACGAUUGUGUUUAUGUAUACUCCGGUAUCGUGCGAUUCGCAGUUAUGUUUGGAGAGUUCGCCUAAAGGAAAUACCAAUUAUUUCGUCCAUACUCCUCACGCCUUAAUGCUAGAAGACGUGAAAGCUGUUGUGACUCAAUCGAUUUACAAGACCCUGCAUAGUAUAGGAGGUAUACAGAUACUUUUCCCUCUGUUUUCUCAGUUGGAUAAAUCGCAAAGCGACAGCGAAGGAAAACCAACAAAACCGGAUUUUAGCGUCUGCUCAACACUGAUGAGCUUGAUGUGCGAUUUAUUAGAAGGAUCAGUGAAUAUACAACAGCAACUCGUGCAAAAUAAAGGUUUUCUAGUUAUAUCAUAUCUAUUAGAAAAGUCUCAAAGGGAGCACCUUACCGAAGAUGUUUUAGAUUGUUUCUUGAAUUUAACGCAAUAUUUAGUUGUUCAACCAACCGGUGGUCCGUUGUUAAGGCAUUUAUUCGACCAUAUCUUAUUUAAUCCGGCACUAUGGAUAUAUUCCCCAUACAAAGUUCAAUUAAAACUCUAUAGCUAUUUGUCCACCGAAUUUAUACAAGACGCUCAUAUUUAUAGUAAUAUUCGUCGAGUUUCAGCCUGUUUACAAUCUAUGCAUUCAUUAAAAUACUACUAUUGGGUUAUCCAUCCUCUCGAUAGAUCUGGCAUACAUGCCAGAGGAAACGAUGGCCCUAGACCAACGAAGAGUGAAAUGCAAAUUUUAAGAGCUUACAUUAUUUUGUAUGUUAAACGAUUAGUACUUAGAGUACCAGGCGUCCAUGAAGACGAAUUACAAGCAAUCCUUAAUUAUCUAUCCACUAUGCACGAAGAUGAGAACAUACAAGAUGUUCUACAAUUAACUGUAAGCUUAAUGUCGGAGCAGCCAGCAUCUAUGGUUCCUGGUUUUGAUCGAAAGCACGGGAUUAAAACUGUAUAUAAACUGCUUGCUUCAGCAAACGAAGCGAUUAGAAUUCAAGCUAUGAAGUUAUUAGGAUUUUUUCUAAUGAGAAGUACUCAUAAGAGGAAACACGAUGCCAUGAGCCCUCACAAUCUAUUCUCAUUACUAACUGAUAGGCUUAUGUUAAAUGCCGAUACACUUUCUAUGGCGACAUACAAUGUCUUAUUCGAAUUGCUAACUGAAAAAAUGACAACACAAGUCAUGACGGAAAAACAUGCCCAAAUAGAUGCUAAUUGCCGUAUUGAGAAUUCCCUCGUUUUGAAAGUUAUAGCAUCGCUAAUUCGUCAAUCGACACAAACUCACGAAAUUCUUUUAGUAAAGAGAGUAUUCUUAACCGAUUUAACGAUGCUUUGCCAAGAUAGUAAGGACAACAGAAGGACCAUACUUCAAAUGUCAGUAUGGCAGGAUUGGUUAUUUUCUCUUGCUUAUAUUUAUCCUAAAGCAACAAUUGAAAAAGAAAUAACCAAAUUAGUUAUGGAACUAUUUAGAAUGUUGUUACAUCAUGCCAUAAAAUUCGAAUACGGAGGCUGGAGAGUUUGGAUUGAUACACUUGCUAUUGUUCAUUCUAAAGUUUCUUACGAGGAUUUUAAGACUCAUAUGAAUCAAGUUUAUGACGACUACGAAAAGCAAAAAGUCGAUAAUGUUUCUGACCCAGAAAUACGUAGUCAAAUGCCGAUCUCUACAAUCUCGGGGGUUAAUGAUAAUGGUCACAGUGGGCCAACUAUAUCCGAAUUAAAGGAAACCACUGAAUCAGGCGCUCAAUAUGAAGUAAACGAAGAGAAUCAGCAAGAAGAUAAUGAAAGGAAAACAAACGAAGAGGUAGAAAAUGAGAUAGAAAAAGCGCUUGAGAAGGAGAGUUCUGACGAUGUCGAAAACAAAUCAGAAGAAAUUAAGGACGAAACAAAGGAAGAAGAGGUUAACGACCAGAAAGCCGUUGAAGAGAACUCAGAAACAGAGAGUACAGAGAAAAAGGGUCAACUAGAUCAAAUCGAUGAAGAAAAAGACAGAGAGGCAGCAGAAAAAGAGCCUGUUCCUGAAAAAGACCCAGAUGCAUAUGAAAUUCUAGGAUUUGAUCCAACUAUUGUUCAAUUUAUGAAUGAUUUAGUAAAAAUAGCAAAGGAUAGGGAGGCAAGGAAACUGGAACAGUCAAAAGCAGAAAAGUCCAAAGAAAGCGAAGAAGACGAAGAAGAAAUUGAUGGCGCAAGAUCGUUACCGAGUCCGUCAGAACCAGCCUCUCAAGCUGAACAAGUAGCCGCAGAGAAAGAAACUGCUAUAACAAAUAUGAAAGAUUCUGCUACUGGGCCUGAAAGACCAGGCGAAUUCCCCAAACAACAAGCAUCAUCAACGAAAAAAGAAUCCAAACAGCAUAUCUUUAGUCCAGGACCAAGGGCUCCUCCCUUUAGAAUUCCAGAGUUCAAAUGGAGUUAUCUGCAUCAAGAAUUAUUGAAUAAUGUUUUAUUCUCAUUGGAACAAGACGUUGCCGCAUGGAAAUCACAUCAAACAAAAAACGUGAUUGAUUUUGUAAAUGCCACAGAAAAUCACAUGUUCGUUGUUAACGUGACACACAUGAUCUCUCAAUUAGCAGAUACUCUAAUUACGGCUUGUGGUGGUUUACUACCCUUACUAGCUGCCGCUACUUCACCAUCUGGAGAAAUAGAGAUGCUUGAGCCUGCCCAAGGACUAUCCGUGGAACAAGCAGUUUCUUUUCUUUUGCGUAUAGUCAACUUAACUGAUAUACUAGUAUUUGCCAGUUCUUUAACUUUCUCAGAGCUGGAAAGUGAAAAAAACAUGUCAGCGGGGGGAAUACUUCGACAAUGUCUGCGUCUAGUUUGCGCCUGUGCAGUUCGCAAUUGUUUAGAAUGUAGACAAUUGCAAAAAAUGAACGAAAAGUCUAUUAAACCAGCGUCAAAUGGUUUGGACAUAAUAUAUGCCUUAAUGAAAGGAGCACAAUUGUCUGUAAAGGUUAGCGCCUUAAACGAUAAGCAAGCUCCAGUAAAGGAUAGUCAUAAACUACUACAAGAUAUGGAUAUAAAUAGGUUGAGAGCAGUUGUCUACAGAGAUGUUGAGGAAACAAAGCAAGCUCAAUUUUUAUCAUUGGCCAUUGUCUAUUUUUGUUCAGUUUUAAUGGUAUCGAAAUAUAGAGAUAUAUUGGAGCCGCCAUCAACUCCAGCAACGCCAGCGAGAGGAAAAUCUCUUGGCGCUUUGACAGACGGUCGAUUGGCGUCUAGUGAUGGCUCGAUUUUUACACAAAUUGUUGAUGGUUUAAAGACGUGUAAAGAAAAAAUUGAAGGAAACGAAGAAAACGGAAAUAGUAAACAGCCAUAUCAAACUACUGACGACAGCGGUAGAAGCGAAGAAGUAUCUUUGGAUAAUGUUUCGAGUGAUAAAGACUCUGAAUCGUGUUCCCCCAAAGCAACUGAAGAGGAUGGCCAAACAAAACAAAAAGCAGAAACUAAAGAAAAUGGUGAUGUUUCAACUGAAGAAGCAACUAAAGAACAAACAAACGUUGAUAAGAAGGCUGGAGGGGAUAAUGGACAAGAAGUAAUAGAUGACAAAUUAGAAAAUUCUCAAGAACAGAGUGCAGCGAAUUCCGAGAAACAAGAGGUUAGUAAUACUUCAGAGAUUAAGGAAAAUGACAAAGAAAAUGUACCUGAAAAGGAAAUGGAACAAGAAAAAGAAGAUAGUAUAGAAAAACCAGAAAGCACGAAAAAGGAGGGAGAGAAUGAAAAGGAGACUGAAAGAGAAAGUGAAAAACCAGCCGAAAAAGAGCCAGAAAAAGAACAAUCAGAGGAGAAGAUAUCUGAAAAUGAUGAAGGAAAUCAAACCUCACAAGAGAAUAACGUCGAGAAAGUGGAACAAACCAAAGCUGAAGAAACAAAACCAGAAAAUGCAACAUCAAAUAAUAUAACAGAAACUGAACCAAAACCCAACGAACAAGCAAACAAAGUGUUUGACGUAAAAGAACAAACUCAAAUUGCUGAGGACUCUAAAGAAGAAAGAGAUGAGGACAAAGAUGCACCAGCUGCUAUUUCAGCCAUAUCUGUUUCAAGUAAUGCUACCUCGGAAGCUAGACCUGAGAAUCUACAGUUGUCAAUGCCAGCUAACCUCGAUAACCUACCUCCACCCAAAGACCCAGCCACAUUAACAGCUCGACUCGAAAAAGCUUUAGAUUCCAUAGCUCCUUUAUUACGAGAAAUUUUUGUAGAUUUUGCACCAUUUUUGUCGAAAACUCUCUUGGGAUCACACGGUCAAGAAUUAUUAGUUGGUGGCUUGGUUACUCUUAAGCAAAGUACCUCCGUUGUAGAACUAGUUAUGUUAUUAUGCUCUCAAGAAUGGCAAAAUUCAUUGCAAAAACACGCCGGUUUGGCAUUUAUUGAGUUGGUUAAUGAAGGUAGACUUUUAUCUCAUGCAACUCGGGAUCACAUUGUUAGAGUUGCAAACGAAGCCGAUUUUAUUUUAAAUAGAAUGAGAGCCGACGAUGUACAAAAGCACGCAGAGUUUGAGACACUCUGUGCUUCCGUUCUCGUUGAUAGGCGAGAGGAAGAGAAGCUUUGUGAUCAUUUGAUAACAUCUGCACGAAGAAGAGAUCACGUAAUAGCUUGCAAACAAAAAGACAAAGUUAUUAAUAUUAUGUCAAAUAAACAUGGCUGCUGGCUCCCAGAAAGUCCUAACAAGCAAGACUUUUUCAAGUUAGACACGUGGGAAGAUGAUUCAAGAAGGCGACGUCGUAUGAUUAAGAAUAGUCAAGGAUCGUCUCACGUUGAAGCAGCCCUAAAAGCCGCAAUAGAGCACGGUGCACCAGAAGAUGCCAUAAACGCCGCAAGAGAAGCUUUCCAUGCCCAUUUAUCUGCUAAUCAAAAGGUGCAGCAACAAGCUCACGAUACUACAGCCGAUGAAGAUUUGUCGUUGAUGGACGAGAGGGAAUUAGAUGCCGAGUUUGCGGGCAAAUUGGAUCAGAAUGGCAAAGAGAAAUCAAGUCCCGUUGCUCUUUCAACUAAAUGUAAAUUAUUAUCUUUGGGAUAUGGAAUCGUUGGAACGAUGUCAAUAACCAAAUCAGAAUUAUAUUUUGAGAUUGACGAUGAUCAUCCGGAUAAUAAGAAUUUGGACCAAAAAGUUUUACAAUACGUUGAUCAUUUACACGGCAAAUGGCAUUUUACUGAAAUUCGAGCGGUCUUUUCACGGCGUUAUUUACAUCAAAAUCUAGCCUUGGAAAUUUUUAUGGCCAGUCGUACGGCUAUUAUGUUUGCUUUUCCAGAUCAAGCCACCCUCAAGAAGGUAAUAGGAGCUCUUCCUCGGGUUGGAGUUGGAGUAAAGUAUGGCUUACCGCAAACUAGACGGGUUUCUGCUGCUCAGCCAAAAAUAUUAUUCAAUAAAAGUAAUAUGACAUCGAAAUGGCAAAGAAGAGAAAUUUCAAAUUUUGAUUACUUGAUGUUUUUAAACACGGUUGCCGGUAGGACAUAUAACGAUUUGAAUCAAUAUCCUGUUUUUCCAUGGGUAAUAGUCAACUACGAAUCUAACGAACUGGAUUUGUCCUUACCGAGCAAUUACAGAGAUCUUUCACGGCCUAUCGGAGCGUUAAAUCCGACAAGAAAGGCGUUUUUCGAAGAACGAUACCAAACUUGGGAACACGAUGAUAUUCCUCCUUUUCAUUAUGGUACUCAUUACUCAACAGCAGCCUUCACUUUGAAUUGGUUAAUCCGUCUAGAACCAUUUACAACUGCAUUCUUAUCGCUGCAAGGUGGAAAAUUUGAUCACGCUAAUAGAACCUUUCAUUCAAUUCCAACCGCGUGGAAAAAUUGCCAAAGGGAUACGUCAGACGUUAAAGAACUAAUUCCCGAAUUUUAUUACUUACCUGAUAUGUUUACAAAUUCGAACAAGUAUGAUUUAGGCGUACUGGAAACGAAUGACAAAGUUAACGACGUUGAACUUCCGCCUUGGGCGUCUAGUCCUGAAGAUUUUGUCCGAAAGUUACGUUUAGCCCUUGAAAGCGAAUAUGUUUCUUGCCAAUUACAUCAAUGGAUCGAUUUAAUUUUUGGUUAUAAGCAACGCGGACCAGAAGCCCUUAGAGCUACUAAUGUCUUUUACUAUUUGACCUACGACGGAGCUGUUAACUUGGAUUCAAUAAGUGACGCUGUUAUGCGUCAAGCGCUUGAAAGCCAAAUUAAGAGCUUUGGACAAACACCCUGUCAGCUUUUAACCGAGCCCCACCCCCCAAGGAGUUCUCCUAUGCAUUUGUCCCCAUUGAUGUUUACAUCCGUUGUGGAUGAUGUCUGCAUGAUAAUGAAGUUUCUGUCAAACUCUCCGGUUGUUCAUAUAUCAGCCAAUACUCAUCCAGCUGUUCCUUCACCUGCCGUAACAACAAUAACGGCUAGUCAUAAUUUUGCUGUCAACAAAUGGCAUAAUCAAACAUCCAAUUCGACAUCAGCGUCUGGUCAAACUACAACAGCAGGAUCAUUUCAAGAUAAAAAUGAAAAUCAACCAUCUCUACCAUUAUCAAUGGAUUCUGUUCUCGGUAAGUACUUUUAUCUAUCAUUUUAUAUUAUUAAUGUUUUAAUUUAAGCAAAUAAACUUGUGUAUUUGUACAUUUAAAGUACGUGGUAAUAACAAUAAUAAUAAUAGUAAUAAUCAUUAAAAAAAGGUCCUGUGAUAUUAUUUCUUUUAUACAACCAGUUUUUUCUAUUUUUGUACACAUUGUUUUAUGUGUUGUAGCAUCGUCUAGAGACGGUAAGUGAAUAUAGUAUUGAAAGGAAAAUUACCCACGUAUCAGCAAAUUACGAAAGAUGAUAAUUAUCAAAAAAACAAAAAAAAAACCGCGACCCCUUCUUCCUUAUGAACAUUAGGCAUCAAAUAGAGAGAUAGAGAGAAAAAAAAAUGAGAAAACAACAACAACAGAAAUUUUUCUAAGUCUUCUACAAAACACAAAGAUUUACUUUUAUACCUUUUUCCACUGCCUUUGUUUGAAAAUGGCUGUAAAGCUUUAGCAUCAAUAAUUACUAUAAAUAGUGCUAUUAUUUUUUGAAUGAAGACUUAGAAAAAGGAAGCAUGAGACUAAAUAUAAACAAAAAAACAAAAACAAAAGGAACAAUAUACUUACAUAAUAUUCUUAAAUUAUAAUUAGUUCCUUUUAUUUGUUAUUGUUGUUGUUGUUGUUGUUUAUUGUUGUUUUAUCUUUAUUAAUUAUCUAAUUAUUAUUGAAUUAUUCAAGCAUGUUUGUUAUUAGUACAAUAUUUUUAAAAGCGAUAAUAUAUAGUACUUGCUUUUUUUUUUCGCUUUAAAAGAGAAAAAGGAAUGUUUUUUGUUACCCAUAGUGAUAUUGUUAUAAUUAUUUUCUUUUUGUUCUAUUAUCCUAUAAUAGCUUUAUCCUUAUUUAGAUGAUAAUAAUAACAAUAAUAAUAAUAAUUAUAUUAAUACUUAAAAAAUAUUAUAGUUUUGGGAACUGGAUUACAUCGCCGCAGUCUGGGUUCGAAUUUUGAUCAGAGAGUUUCAACGGAAUCUUGUCAUUUUGUUACAACGGCCGAUAAUAGAUAUGUUAUUAUUUGCGGUCUAUGGGAUAAUUCUAUGAGAGUUUUAUCUUUGGAAAAUGCAAAAUUAUGUCAGUCGAUUUUUGGACACCAAGAUUUAGUUACUUGCGUUUCCCGAUCCGAGUGCAAUAUUACUCAAGACUGUUAUAUUGUGAGUGGUUCGAGGGAUUGUACUGUAAUGCUUUGGCACUGGAGUGCCAAGUCUCACGCCAUUGUUGGCGACAAUGCUUCAAUCGAUACACCAACUCCUAAGGCCAUUUUAACGGGUCAUCAUUCAACAAUAAGUUCGGUUGUAGUAUCGGCAGAACUCGGAAUAGUUGUUUCUGCGUCGGCGGAAGGUCCCGUUCUAGUACAUUCGAACAACGGAGAAUUAUUAAGAUCUCUCGAGUCACCCGAUAAAUGUAGCGGAGCUAGCAUGUUAACUUUGAAUAGAGAAGGUGUUAUAGCAGUCUCUUAUAACCAAGGUCAAAUUAUAGCAAAUUUCUCUAUAAAUGGCAAAUUACAAAAGUCAGUUGAAAAUGAAAAUGGAGUAUCAGCUAUGUGUAUGUCGAGAGAUGGGCAAUAUUUGUUGGUCGGCUCCUUAGCUGGUAUAGUUCAAGUUUGGAGAACUCACGACCUAAACGUUCUUCAUACGUUCCCCGAAGGAGAUGCUAAAGUCAGAUCGAUAGCAUUGUCUCACGAUCAAAAAUAUCUCCUAUGCGGUUUGGCUACGGGAUGCGUUGUGGUAUUUAAUAUUGAUUUUAACAAAUGGCAUCACGAAUAUCAAGAUAAAUAUAGCAAAGCUUAGAAAGAAAGAUACUAACAAGCAAAAAAGUUCCGACAAUCUGUGAUUGAUUCAAUUAUUUUAGGCGUUUUUGUGAUUUAUUUUUCCUUUACAAAAUGUGUUUAGGAUUUAAAAAUAUGAAAGAAAAAGGACAUUUAUUAUAAAUCUAAUAAUAGAUGUAUUUAGUUCUCUAUAUCGACAUAUCUAUGUAUCUAUCUAUCUAUAUAUGUAUUUAUAAUGUUUUUCCUCUAUUUUGUUAUUUUAUUUAUUGUUUUAAUGAGCAUAUCAAAGUUUACUUAUCAAAGCAAAAUUUCCCCCUAAUUGAAAAGUUUACAGAGUGAAAAAGCAAACAUUAAUCGCUGUUAAUUGAAUUUUAUUUUUAUCUCGCUCACCCUCCCUCCCUCCCUCCCUCCCUCCCUCCCUACUACAAUCUUCCUUUUAGAUAUAUAUAUAUAUACGUUGCAGUAUAUAUUGUAUUCUUCCUUUUCCACACCUCCCUAAAGCCCCCCCCCUCCCUUUCAUUUCAUUCUCAACACAAGAAACAACAAACAUUCCAAACUUUUUCGAGGACCAAAUCGCCUACGUUUAAAUAAACGAAUGCUAAAAUUGUACAGAAACACAAUUUCAUUCCUGUUAGGAUGUGAAAAUGAUAUAAAAUAUACUGAAUUCUAUUAUUGCCGUGUGUGAAAAUAUAUUCAUUAUUAUUUAUAUUUUAAAUCGUUUUAAGAAAUUUGGACAAUGUUUCGAUGAAUUAUAAUUUUUAUGGUAGUCAAUAAUACUAGUAUUUGAAUAAUAAAUGAAGUCAGAU